Messenger RNA from Humulus lupulus (European hop), 1142 nucleotides. Its product is annotated as GDSL esterase/lipase 1-like. Gene Ontology annotation, molecular function: hydrolase activity, acting on ester bonds. Bases 1 to 1104 code for a protein of 367 amino acids. Lineage: Eukaryota; Viridiplantae; Streptophyta; Magnoliopsida; Rosales; Cannabaceae. The transcript is spliced from 4 exons. The record is from RefSeq and is a predicted model, not a curated record.
AUGGCAAAAUCAAGCUUUGUUAUCACUUUUCUCUUCAUAUUUUCUUUUACAAGCAGCCUUGUAAUUCAAAGUAAAUCCUACCGUCACUAUCCUCAGCUUGAUGUAACAGCCAGUUUAUUUAUUUUUGGUGAUUCCCUAUUUGAUCCUGGAAAUAAUAACUACAUCAAAACUUUACGUCUGGCCAAUUUUUAUCCAUAUGGCGAAACCUUCUUUAAGUAUCCAAGUGGUAGAUUUUGUGAUGGUCGACUCAUCUCAGAUUUUAUUGCUGAGUAUGCUAAGUUACCUUUCAUUCCACCGUAUUUGUACCCUGGAAAUCAUGACUUCAAAUAUGGGGUGAACUUUGCCUCCGCAGGAUCUGGUGCUUUGUUUGAGACUGCAAGAGGAUUUGUGAUAGAUCUUCAUACUCAACUUGGAUAUUUCAAGAAUGUUAGCAAUCAACUGAGGCAGCAAAUAGGGGAUGCAGAGGCAAAAGCUUUGCUUUCAAGAGCUGUUUAUAUCAUUAGUGUUGGGAGCAACGAUUACUCAUUCCCAUUCGUCAGAAACAUCACCAUCCCUAAUACCCAACAGUUUGUGGGGAUGGUCAUAGGCAACUUAACUGAAGUGAUUAAGGAAAUCUACAAUAUUGGAGGAAGGAAAAUGGGGUUUUUGAGCUUGGAUCAUUUUGGGUGCUAUCCAUACGGUAGAGUGCUUGAAGGGGGAAACAAUGGCGCCUGCUUCGAUAAAUUCAUACCCUUCAUAAACUUACACAACACACAACUCUCCAUACUGCUAAAAGAGUUGCAGACAGAGCUUAAAGGAUUCAAAUACUCACUUGCUGACCAGUACACAUUCACGGAAGAAAGAUUAAAUCACCCUUCAAAAUAUGGCUUUAAAGAAGAGAAGGUGGCAUGUUGUGGAAGUGGUCCAUACAGAGGACAUCCUAGCUGUGGAGGUAGGAGAGGAGAGAAAGAGUAUGAACUGUGUGAGAAUGUCAAUGACCAUGUUUUCUUUGACUUUGCUCAUUCAACAGAGAAGUUCAACGAGCAAUUUGCCUUAGAAGCAUGGAAUGGAAAGCCUAGUGGCUUAGGGUCUUAUAAUCUCAAAGGACUAUUUGAGUCCGAGUAAUCGUGGAGUGUAGACCCUUCAAUUCAUCACUGGUUGUC